Messenger RNA from Capsaspora owczarzaki ATCC 30864, 1215 nucleotides. RefSeq lists its product as hypothetical. The annotation marks the transcript as partial. The transcript has a single exon. Lineage: Eukaryota; Filasterea; Ministeriida; Capsasporidae. Gene Ontology annotation, molecular function: RNA binding; pseudouridine synthase activity. Gene Ontology annotation, biological process: pseudouridine synthesis. The record is from RefSeq and is a predicted model, not a curated record.
GAGCUUCUAUCGAGUCGCGAGGGUCGCUUGCGGCGGCGUCCUCUCAGCACGCCUCAGUCACUCCCCGACUCCAAUCGUGCGGAUUGGCGAAAUUUCGACGAGGUCACUUUGGACGCCGAUGCCAAGUUCUUGACUGUGGAUACAAGUCAAUCGAAGCAGCCUAUGGUGCACUUUGCGAUUUUGAAGCCGCCAAGUCGAGCUAACGGCGUCAUUGCUGCAACCGAGUGGAUGAAGGGCGUUCGUACGGCCGAUUGCAAAGCGACCGUCGCGACUUCAGAUGCAAUAAUCGAAACAGUGUCCAUUCGGAGUCGACUGAAUGGCGCAUCGUCGUCAGAGUCAGCAUCACUUGCGCACGAUUCGCCGUUGCGCAACGCAGUGAUGCAUUGGAAACCGCACGGGCUGCACACGGUCUCUGCUGGCGUGUUUGUCACUGCCGACUCUCUAGAUGACUGUUUGCUACGGCAGAGGCGUCAAGGCGAGCUGAUGGCGAUGCAGGGAUUGACCACUAUCGAUGAUCGACCAACAACAACACAAAACAAAAUCGCCCGGCUACACGUGCCACUGCUACCGCGGCGCAUCGACACAUUGGUCGAACAGGGUCUAACCCAUCGGCUGGAUUACGCUGUCGGCGGCUGGGUGCUCGGUGGGCUUGACGCCGCAACCGUUCAGCAUUUAAUCGACGCGCGUCAAAAAGGGCAAAUUACAUCGCAUUACCGACUGCACACCAGUCCAGGACUGCAGUUACAACGCGUAUUGGCCGACUUUGUUUUGGAAUCCAACGGAGGAGCCACACAACAAGAGCUGGAUCUAACCCAAUUGAGCAAUUUUGGCGUCGGAGCUGCCGCGCAGCGAUUGGAUGCAGACUGGGUUCAAAUUCGAAUCAUGAGUGACUUUUCAGGUACAAACUACCGUCCGAUGCAAGGAGAUGGGUACAUGACACGUCUGCUUAUCCCAGCAAAGCAGAUUGCCGAGCGAGCCAAAAGCUGGACCGUUUACGCUUCGAUUGUUCGUGGCCAUCGUCGGCAAGUUCGCGCCCAUACUGCAUGGCUCCAACUAUUUAUUACCGGAGACGAGUACUUUCAAGAGCCUAUUGCUACAUACAACCUUGGUUUGGUCACUCGUCGUCAAGCAUCAUCAGAAACGAAACACGAUGCCGUUACCAUCCAAAUGCAAUGCGUUGGCUACACACUGCAAGGCCAACUGGUACUCGGGAUG